UCAGUCCCUCAAUUUUCUUUGCAAUAUACGCAGCCGUACUCCGGUAAGUCCAUCACGCGCGCCCUGGCGCCACUUUCAGUCUCCAUUGGCUUUUAUGUGAUCUCCAUAUCCGAUUCGUCCGCGGCCUUGGGCAGCUCCCCUUUGAUCUUUUAUCCUUCGUGGGGAAUCGGGGCCACGACGAUCACAAGGCAAGAAAACACUAUACAUGAAGUGAUCUUCCCGAGUAUCUAAACUCACGGCCAUGCUCGAUGAUGACGCCAGGCAUCGUCAUGAUAUGGAACUUUCCUAUUCUCGGUCCCGAAGGGAUACAAUCACUACCUUCUUCAGUCUCCUUCCCAUCACACCUCAUGCAAUCUGCAUGUUCAUCUGCGCGCAGCAUCAGCCAACGCUUGCGACACGGAUCAUCGCUGCUCGCCAACGCACCUUCGGCCCUCACUGGGACCAAUACUUGAAGAGAAACAAAGGCGACCCCGCAGGACUCGACCCAACCAUAAUGCCGUCAGCCUACGCACAGCAUCCCUCCCUUUUGCCUUCCUCCAAAAGCUUCCCUUCCCCAAACAAUCCGAGAUCACGGACCACAGACCACGAACCUCGACAUUGGGUUCUCUGGUUUCAUACCUGUUCUCGUUUCCCGCCCCCCAACAGGCCCCUCCUCUCUACAGGAACUCACAUGUGUGCUAUAGUGCAGUACAUUACAGUGCCGAAGAGCUUACCCCUCCCCCCCCUUUCCCGGCUCAUUUAAGACAGAACCCCUCUAUAAUACAGUAAAAUUAAGACGCUGCCUACCGCUUGCCGCACACGCGAUAUGAUGUGGGGCACACACGCAGACACACACACAUAUCUCCUUUCCCCCGCUACGGAGUACAUUCUGCUAGAUGACGAAAUUACUGCCCG
Molecule: messenger RNA, 894 nt
Organism: Xylona heveae TC161
Lineage: Eukaryota; Fungi; Ascomycota; Xylonomycetes; Xylonales; Xylonaceae
Exons: 1
Coding region: 242-742 (166 amino acids)
Source: RefSeq, a predicted model, not a curated record